GUGUGUUUCCCCAAUUCAGCAGACCUUUGAUCGGCAAAUUUUGUUCGAGAAAAGCAAUUAUGGUUCCCCAAGAGUGGCAUGUUGAAGACGAGAGCGCCAAGGAGAUGCUCGAUAGGGUUCAGACGGAUCGGCCCUUCUUGCUUCUUCCUCCUCUUCAUCGGGUUCCUCUGCGCGUCGGCAAUGUCGUCGAAAUUGUUGGUCCUUCUCCUUCCGCCAAAACCCACAUCUUGAUUCAGGCUGCAAUCAACUGCAUCCUGCCUCAAGAGUCGGAUGGCAUCAAGUAUGGAGGACUCGGGCAUUUAGUGAUGUUCCUAGAUUUGGAUUGUCGCUUUGACUUUUUACGGUUUUCGGAAUUGCUCAAGAUUCGGAUCUUGGAAGCCAGAGGUGAUCAGAGAAUUUUUCUUAAGGUAGAGACCAAGGUCAGGGAGCAACAACCCGCCAUAAUACUAACUUCAGUACCUGCACUAGGUGCAGCUUUUGGUGCAAAAUUUCUUGAAGCUGUUGUGGUGGAAUUGACUACUCCAUGCACUCCUGGUUGCAGAGGCAAAGAUGGUACCAAUGGAGAAGUGGCUCCUGGCAAUGUGUUUUCCAUUCAACAUCUUAUGCCUGUUGGUAAGGAUUCUUGAAGUGUUAACCGAUCUGAUUCUAAGGAUUCUAAUUCUGCCAAAAUACAGAAGACCAUAGCCUCAAAGGAAAACAUCUUGUCAAAAACUGCUUUGAGAGUUCUACAUAGUAAAAGAGAUGAACUGGU
Rubroshorea leprosula is the source of this 751-nucleotide messenger RNA. Lineage: Eukaryota; Viridiplantae; Streptophyta; Magnoliopsida; Malvales; Dipterocarpaceae. The record is from the annotation of a GenBank genome assembly.